GAGAAAAUCACAUUUCCAGAAAGUUGAGUAUCUGCCCUUUUAUAUGACACCCCAAUUAGGAAAAAUGAACUAGGAAUAAAAUAAAGUUCUGUUUGUUUAAAGUAGUGCUUGCAUUUCCAUAAUUUUAUUUAACAAAUUCGUUUUCACUGGCUAACUGCCGUAGCAACAAAGGGAAUUAACAAACGACUUAACUCCGUUCCGUUGACAAUCAGCCAUGCAUUAAAAUUAUAAUUCAACAGGUGUUGUUGUUAAACAGGGAAUAUAUUCACUUCCGCGUAUAGGCCUGUUGGAACUGUUAAUACACGUAGUUGUGAUAAUGGCAAUCAUGUAUUUCCUCAAUUACUUUUCAGGUUUGCUGCUGGAAGGGAAAAUAUUACAAUUAAUAUCGAGUAACACUUUGUCAACUGAAAGCAAAGCUAUUCCUUUAUCAUUGUCUUCAGGUCGCUUAGCACGCAAUACAUUGGACGUUAUUGUGUCUUGGUACCAUCAACAGGUCAGGAAUCUGAACAAUAUAUUUCUUCUCACAUUUGUGACCCCACGUGUCUACUCUUUCAACAGGAGCUUACUUCAGGUCCAAUGUAACGGAUUAAUCUCAACUGAAUUCCUCUUUUUUUAGUAUCAUGUCUACGUGUUGAAUGAUCCAGGAAACUUGGAUACUCACUCUCUGUUUGGAAUCGGAUACACGGGCACAUUUUAAUGGAAACUGAAUAUCGUAUGGACAUGAAGCGUACAAUUGUAAGACAGCACGUCAAUAGCAAUACUAUUCUUCAGAGGGUAGAUAAUUAUUAAACGAUUGGCAGCAAAGGAUCAAUCAUGAUGACUGUUAAGGUUCGCCUGUAAAAUGUAUCGCGUGGUGAAUUGAUCAGGAAAUGUAACCGCCAGAUUGACAAGCAAGAGUUCCGAUGGAGAAUUCGACAGUGAACCCUGAGCUAUAUUCUCCUGCUUUUAUCACGGUUAUAUUCAUGGACUGUCUUGGCUUAUUCCUUGCCGUGACACUGAACGGCUGCCACCUCAUUAUUCUAACGUACAGUUUUCCUCUUUUCUCCCAGAAUCUGCGUUUAUGCCUGCGGGUUUUGGCGGUCUUUGACAUACUGGGGGGAUUAGUUUGCUAUGGAAUGGAGAUCUUGGUAUAUUUUAAUAGAGACAUUGUUAUAGCGAGCUUGGUUGGAUGCAAUAUAGCGGCAGCUACCUGCACAACCUUCGUGGGAGUUUCUCAGUUUAUACUGUUUGUAAUUACCAUUGACCGGUACGUCGCCGUGGCCCGCCCUCUCCAGUAUUACAACAUCUUAACUCGGACGCGAAUUCGAACCUUCUUGGUUGUUGCACUUGUUGUUGGAGCAUCAGCGGGGGUGGUAAGAUCUAUUCAUGGUGCACUGAUUGAUUACUGUGAUUUUAUCAUCGAUGGACCUGAACUUUUCACGCAACCAAUCAUGGCGAUUUAUCAUGUAGCACCUUUAUCUUUGGUCAUUGUAACUACUCUUCUCAACGCGCGCCUUUUGUGCAUCGCACGCGCGCAGGCGAAACGGGACAAGAUGGCUCGCCAAUCGAGCGUUAAUCUACAGUCACGUGAUUAUUCGACCGAUGCGCAUGACAACGAACAAAAUAGUUUCUCGGAGAGGUGUAAAAGCGCGAUAACGAUUUCUGCUAUGGUGGGAGCCAGCUAUCUGGUGUGGAUGCCCUACCUUAUCUUAACAAUAAUUUGUCUCUGUGAGCAUUCAAAUCUGUCCUUUGUUUGGAAGGCCGCGAUGUACUGGUCGAUGUAUUCCACCUUUUGGUUUAACCCCAUCGUCUUUGGCCUUGUCAGUUCAAAUUACAAGAACGCAGUAGUACGUCUAGUCAUAAAGGUCAGACUGGUGAAGUCUUGAGGACAGCAAAUACCGAUUCCAGUAGAGGUGGACAUCAUUCCCUUGAGCAUGUCGGUAUAGCCUCCUGUUGAUGGGAAUAAGAUAACGGUCACUACAAAAAAGGGGAAAGAAUAAAGCCCUCCGCACACUUCAUGAUUAUUCUGCGAUCCGGUUGUUAAAGAAAUGACAAUGAUAUUAGAUAUUGAAAUCAAAACAACUGCUUCAAGAUUAAGAUUCUGAAUAAUAGUAAACAAAUACUAACAAUUUUAAUUUUAGAGCAAUUGGAUAUCUUAUUUAGAAUCAAAUCCGAAUCGGCUUCAAAUCGUAGACGACUGCACUGCUGCUCUGACGUCACUACGAUUGUGAGCCGAUUUUCUCCUUCUCCAUAGAAACUCGAAAUCCCUUCACAUUUAGAUUUUAUUAAGCAUUUGACUGUUCAGAUACUCGAUCCUUAACAUUUUUAAUGUUUGAAUGUUCAUUUUAAAUGCUAUUGGAAAAUUCUUCGAAAAUUGGAUCGUAGUCAGAUCGUAAAGUGUCCGGGGCUUAAGUUGUCACGAUACAAUAACACAUGGUGAGAGUAGGGAUACUGCAACACACUAAGAAAUAGCGGUGCAAUCGGGGUGCAGAUUUGCAUCCAUCUACGCGUAUUUGGCAGAGGGUGCCACUAAUGUUCAGUUUAGUUCAGUUCAGUUUAUUUUACAUUUGCACAGCACCAACUUAAGCUAAAGGCUGUUUUCUCCAGGUCCGUGCAAAAAAAAGGUACAAUUAUAAGAUAACACAAAUCAUUACAUAGGAACAUUGAUAAUCAAACAAAUAACAUAAGUAUGUAGAAGAAAAAAGAAAAUUUACAAACCAAGAUAUUACCAUCAAACCCCCUUAUCCGCAUUUCUUUCCAAAUCAGUUUUUUUUAAAAAUUAUAGUUAUAUAAAUAGAUA
Strongylocentrotus purpuratus (purple sea urchin) is the source of this 2779-nucleotide messenger RNA. Its product is annotated as octopamine receptor beta-2R-like. Gene Ontology annotation, molecular function: G protein-coupled receptor activity. Bases 903 to 1865 code for a protein of 320 amino acids. Gene Ontology annotation, cellular component: membrane. The transcript has 2 exons. NCBI's taxonomy places the organism in Eukaryota, Metazoa, Echinodermata, Echinoidea, Camarodonta, Strongylocentrotidae. The record is from RefSeq and is a predicted model, not a curated record. Gene Ontology annotation, biological process: G protein-coupled receptor signaling pathway.